AUGGAGGAUGUGCAAGAUGCAGACGAGGAUGGUGGAGAAGCUGGAAAGAUAGUGAAGGAGACUGUCCAGGAGGCAUUUAGCAACUAUCAAGUUGAUUGCGUCAACUUCUCCGUGCUCAGUUCUGAUCAAAUCUCUCGAUACAGCGAGGUUGAGGUCUUGAACUAUGCCCAGUACGAUUUGGCAAAUGAGAGACCCUUCGUGUAUGGCCCUUUGGACCUGCGAAUGGGCAGCAGUUCUAAGAACGUGCUUUGCAGCACCUGCGGUAAGCGCUUAAACGAGUGCGUUGGACAUUUCGGCCACGUGAGCCUUGCUCUUCCGGUCUUCCACGCUGGGUAUCUGCGGCAUACGCAUCAGGUGCUGGCUUCCGUUUGCAAGUCCUGCGCCAGGUUGCUGCUGGCAGAGGAUGUGCUGGAAAAGUACAAGAAGCGCUUAAGGCGGCCUCAGACGGACGACUUGCAGCGGCAAAUGCUGCAGAAGCGAAUCUUGCACGCUUGCAAGUCUACUCGGGCUUGCCCCCACUGCGGCUAUCAGAACAGCUCUUUCCGAAAGGGACCUGGUGUCCCACUCAUCUUGAGACAUGCUGUGGGGCCGACAAACAAGCAAACCUCGGAGGAGGUGUCGAUCCCUUUCAUCGAUUCCUUCAAUGAGGCGAAGUCCUUCAACAAAGAUCUGGAGUCUUACACUGACAAGGCUUCGGAAGACUUUAACCCUCUUGUUGCGUACGAGCUGAUGAAGCGCAUCACUCCGAGUGACCGAGAGAUCCUCGGGUUCCAACACCCCGAGCAGCUGCUGCUGAUGUCGGUGCCCGUGCCGCCCGUUUGCAUCCGCCCCACGGUGAGCAUGGGUGAUAAGGGCACGAGGGAGGACGACCUGACGAUGGUCGUCGGAGAGAUUGUCGAGGCCAACUCUGCUUUGCAGACCCAGCUGCAACGUGGGCUUCCAAGGCAAGUGCUUGAGGCCUGGGAGUUCCUUCAGGAGGCUUGCGCCAGGUACGUCAACUCAGAGAUCUCCGGGCUCACCCAGAUUAAGGGCAAGUCUAUCCGCUCCAUCUGCACGAGGCUGAAGGGCAAGGAAGGACGAUUUCGAGGCAACCUGAGUGGCAAGCGCGUGGAUUUCUCUGGCCGGACUGUGAUUUCGCCGGAUCCGAACAUCAGCGUCGAGCAGGUGGUGAUCCCCGAGUGGGUGGCGAAAAGGAUGACCUUUCCUGAAAAGGUCUGCGAAGCGAGUAUGAGUCGACUGAAGUUAGCCAUCAUGAGAGGUCCCGAAGAGCAUCCUGGUGCAUGCUUCGUGAGAACAAAGGACGGUCGGACCAAGUUCCUGGGGGCUUUGGGGAAGCAGUUCCGUAAGCAGAUCGCCGAGAGCUUGAAGUGCGGCGAUUUGGUCGAGCGCCACAUGCGAAACGGGGACGUCGUCCUUUUCAACCGGCAGCCUUCCCUGCACCGAUUGUCCAUCAUGGCACACCGGGCCAAAGUAAUGCCCGGACGAACCUUUCGAUUUAACGAAUGUGUUUGUGCACCCUACAAUGCGGACUUCGACGGGGACGAGAUGAACAUCCACCUGCCACAGACGGAGGAGGCAAGGGCCGAGGCUAUGCAGCUCAUGGGGGUGCGCGACGGACUCGUCACGCCGAAAAGCGGGGAGGUUGCCGUCUGCGCCACCCAGGACUUCCUCACAGGAGCUUUCCUCCUCACCCAGAAAGACGUCUACUUGUCAAGGGACAAGUUCUGUCAGCUUUGCUGCUUCCUCUCUGAUGGCUUGGAGGCUAUUGACCUGCCGCCGCCUGCCAUCAUCAAGCCUUGCGAGCUCUGGACCGGGAAGCAGGCCAUUUCGGUGAUGCUCCGGCCCAACCGGCAGUCCAAGGUCUUUGUGAAUCUUGAGGUUCCAGAGAAGAACUACAGCAAGAAGAACCAGACGUUCUGCUGCAACGACGGCUACGUGCUUUUCCGCAACUCAGAGCUUCUCAGCGGCAACCUGGGAAAGAAGGUCUUGGGUGGGGCCAAAAACGGCCUGUUCUUCCGGCUCAUUCGUGACUCUGGGGCUCGUGCUGCCAUGGACUGCAUGAGUCGCAUUGCCAAGCUGACUAGCCGUUGGCUCAUGAAUCGCGGCUUCACUAUUGGGAUUGACGACGUUAAUGCCGAGUAUGGCCGUGGCGGUGGCAAGGUCACGCAUGAGAAGCAGCGGAUCACAAGGGAAAAGUACGAGACGGUUGCCAAUUACAUUGGCCAAUACAACAAAGGGACCCUGGAGAACAAGCCUGGCUGCAAUGCCGAGCAGACUCUUGAGGCUUUGGUGAAUGGGGAGCUUGGCCGUAUCCGUGACCUCGUUGGUGGCAUGUGCGAAGAGAAGCUUGCUUUCUUCAACAAGCCUCGCAUCAUGGCCACAUGUGGCUCCAAGGGAAGUCCCAUCAACCUUUGCCAGAUGAUGGCAUGUGUUGGUCAGCAGAACGUGGGUGGCCAGCGUAUCAAGGAUGGCUUCGUGAACCGCACGCUCCCACACUUCCCAAAAGGUUCCAAGGAGCCCAAAUCCCGGGGCUUUGUGGCGAACUCUUUCUACACCGGCUUGGAACCUCCGGAGUUCUUCUUCCACACCAUGGGUGGUCGCGAGGGCCUCGUGGAUACCGCUGUGAAGACGGCCGAAACCGGCUACAUGCAGCGGCGGCUGAUGAAAGCCUUGGAGGACCUGGCUCUGAAGCAGCCUGGUUGUUUUUUUGGCAUGUUUUAG
Symbiodinium necroappetens is the source of this 2721-nucleotide messenger RNA. The record is from the annotation of a GenBank genome assembly. Lineage: Eukaryota; Dinophyceae; Suessiales; Symbiodiniaceae.